UAAACAAGUAAGAUGGCGGAGCUGGCAGUUUCGGGCGAGGGUGGAGGUUUGACUGAGCUGCCAGAGGAGGUACUGGAGCAGAUAUUCUGCUGCCCGUUGCUGAGCCAUGUGGAUGUGGUGAGCGCCUGCCGGGCCUGUAAGAAGCUGCAGGAGGUUUGUCAGGGCCGCAGCGCCGUGUGGAAACACCAGUUCAGGCGGAGAUGGCCCACACUGUUGAAAUACUACAAUACUGCUGGAAGUCAUAACUGGUGGGAAGAAUACCGAACACGGCAUUCUAUUGGCAGACAAGUGCAAACAAUGCUGGACACCUUUUCGAAGCAAUUCUUUACAAAAGAGGUUCCUGUUGAUGGCUUUAAAGAUAUUGAGGCUGUUGGUGGUCCAUUCUGUUUUAUUGAAGAUGAAUUGUUGUCAAUUCUAAAUAAGGAUGGAAGGAAGUAUCUGACAUGGAAGUAUUAUUCUCGCAAAAUCCUGUGCUAUCUUCGUCAGCGGGACAUCAUGGAAAAGUUGAAGAUGUUUCUCUUAACUCCACCACAACACCAAAAUUUAAUAGAAGGCGUGGUGCUGAUAGACCAAUACUGCAACCCCUUAGCAGACAACUCCCUAGAGAAUAUCCUAUUACAGCUGAACUCCAUUACAGAUGAGGUGAAAAAAGUGUUGCAUGUAAUGCACUCUUAUCAUCCAAGUAUCACUGCAGGAAGAGAUGACGUGUUUAUUGAUGAUCUGGAAUCACAACAACAGGUUUUGGAUGCUAUGAACCGUGUAUUAUACAAGCAGCUCAAAUUUAAAGGAAAUGAAGAAGACUAUUACAACCCUAUGAAUUCCUAUAUCCAUCAGGUGCUUAGCCAAAAGAAAGGAAUUCCUAUCACUCUCUGUGUGAUAUAUUCAACAAUAGGCAAGAAUCUGGGUGUUCGACUGGAGCCGGUCAGCUUUCCAAGUCACUUUCUGUUAAGGUGGUGCCAAAAACCUGAAGGGAGUACUGAUAUUUUAGAUUAUGUCUACAUUGACGCCUUUAACAAUGGAAAACCACAUACUGCAAAGGAAUGCAAGCAUCUGAUUGGUCAGCAAGUAACAUCUAAGUUUUAUAAUUCGGUGACCCCUAAGGAUGUGUUGUUCCGCAUGGUAACAAACCUGUUUCAUUUGGGGAAGAGAGAGGGAAGUGAUCAAUCUUACCAAUUACUACGAAAUGCUCUUGAUUUAUAUCUCGCCUUGUCUCCUGAUGAGGUUCAAUACCUGAUGCUUCAGGCUAGACUUUAUUUCCAUUUAGGAAUCAAUCCAGAAAAGGUGCUGGACAUUCUUCAACACAUACAGGCCGUGGAUCCCUUGCAGCAUGGUGUGGUGGGACACUUAGUCCAGCUCACCUUGGAGCAGAUUGCACGCAAAAACCAAACGACUCAAGUUCAAGUAAAACGCCAUACAGACGAAAAGCACAGAAAAAUACAGUUUUCAGUGGGACUUAUUAUGAAACACAAAAGGUACGGUUAUGACUGUGUGAUAUAUGGAUGGGAUCCCAAGUGUACAAUGGGGUUGGAUUGGAUGCGAACUAUGGGAGUCCAUAAUCUACCACAUGGACCUGACCAGCCAUUCUACAAUGUUCUUGUCCAGGAUGGCUCAUGCAGAUAUGCUGCACAAGAAAAUCUGAUUUGUCAUGCAUCGCCACUGGAAAUAGGUCAUGAAGAAGUUGGUCGCUACUUCUCAGAAUUUUCUGGCACACACUACAUUGCAAAUGAAGAACUACAGAACCAAUAUCCAGAUGACAUGGUGCUGACAUCUCAACUUGUGGAGAAGGUAUAUGGUCGUUCCUGAGUCACCUUUCAGGAAGGAGUCAAAUGUUGCAAUGCACAUGUACUUUAUUGACAAUGGGUCUCAUCAAUACAGUUUGAAAAAUGUAUCUCAGGGCACCUUUAACACUAUAUAUAUAUUAUACACAGUUAUCAUUUUCUGUACCUCUUGGAAGAACUUGUAAAGAUGAAAGACACAAUAUGUCAUUUGGUAAUAGCCAUUACUGAGGCAUUUGGUUUUCUGGUGGUGAAACUGCAGUGUUUUAUUACAUAGACAUCAUACAAAUCUUGUUCCACUAAUACAAUACUUCAUACAGAAAUGUGUAAGGCCAUAAAAUGAACUCCUGAAACUGGUAUUUUGUCACUUUAUUUGUACAUACCUAUUGUGUAAAAUUAAUGUGAAAAACAUUGAAAGGGAGUGGCUUUUAAUUUGAUACAGUGAGAGUUCAGUUUUCCUGCUGUUGGCACAUUUUCCAGAAAAUGUGCCAUAUCAACUGUCCCAGCGAGAUAAUUUAUCUCAAACCCUAUUUAAUGAAGUUAACUCUCUAGAUUAGAAACUGCUAUUCCUGGAUAUCAGUCAACAAAAUAUAGAUGUGAACUUGUGGUGACAAUGAUGAAACAAUUCAUUCGGGAGGUCCAAGCUGUUGUGACAAUGUACGGCCUUAAAUGGUCUACCAAUGGAAAUUUGGGAUACUAAAGUUUUGCUUAGUAGUGAAAAGGUGUCAUCACGCAGCUUCUCUGCCAGUGUUUGUAUAAUGUUAAAUUAGAAAUUAGAAUGACCACUUUUUCUUUGUUAGCGUAACUCUUUUGACAAAAAAUUGACUUUGUUGAGGUUCCUAAACUAGUUAACACCAAUUUAUAUUCUGUUCAAACUUCAUAAAAAUGAUUUAAUGUUACAGUAUCUUAUAGCCAGAGUGAUUCCAAAAUGUGAGUGUUUACCUGAAACACAAACUGGCAUUUGUGCAUCUCCAACUGAUUGAAGGGUGUUGAAUGCAGAGGCUGUGGUGCAACCUCUCCUCCAUGCAUGGCCAGUGCAAGUGUACAAAAGUUCAGAUGUGUAGUUAGGUGCACUGGUGUUGGUUACAGGCCACUAAAGGUUUGCAUAAUUAUAAAACGAAUAAGAAAAGCAGUAGCCAAUGUGGCUGCGUACAUGUAUCCUGUAGUUCUGCUACAUAUUUAAUAUUUUUGAAUGGCUUUAAUUUAUGGAAGACAAUCUAAAGGUAUUUAAUUUUUAGAAUCACUAACAUAAACAUAUUACAAUAGGCUUCAGCAAAUAUAUUGUACAAAUCAAUGGGUUAUUUAUUCUGGUAUUUGAUAUAUGCAAACACACCUAAGAGCAACCCCCAUUUCAGAUGUUGUGUACUCAGGCCAAGUUACAACUCUCUCUUGAAAUUAUAUAUAUAGUGAUAGAAUUUUUGCCCAUUUCUAUUUUGACCCAAGAACUGUAAACAAUAAUGGUGUACACAGCCCUGUUGCCCUGCAAAAUCCUGUUUACUAAUAUUUGAGGGUUUGUGCCAAAAUAAAAAAAUCUACCCAGAUUAC
This is a messenger RNA of Hemiscyllium ocellatum (epaulette shark), 3320 nucleotides long. It is a transcript of the gene fbxo21, whose product is annotated as F-box protein 21. The coding region runs from base 13 to 1803 and encodes 596 amino acids. Gene Ontology annotation, molecular function: protein binding; DNA binding. The record is from RefSeq and is a predicted model, not a curated record. NCBI's taxonomy places the organism in Eukaryota, Metazoa, Chordata, Chondrichthyes, Orectolobiformes, Hemiscylliidae. The transcript has 12 exons.